GAGAAGGAUAGCCAUAAGAUACUUUUUAGAGAAUUAUUCUCUUUCUGUACAGCUUCUUUGAUUAUACCCACUGGUGCCUGACCUGACCAUGAGUGAGCCAACGCUUAACUUUCAUAUACAAACGAGACUGAUUCAGUUCAAGAUACCAACAGAACUUAUCAAAAAGAAUUUCAAGAAUGUUCAGAAACAAAUUGAAAAACAAAAGAAGCAAGUUUCCGAUGAUGUGACUAAGAUCAAGAAGAACCCGAAGCUUCCAACAGCAAUGAAAUUAGAAAUGGUGAGAAAAAUCAUCAAGAAUUUUGAAUCAUUCCAAAGAAAACUUCAGAAUAAUAUCAAGAAAGACGAAGAAUUGCGGUCAAGACUCAUGGCAAGGCUUGAGAAUUUAACUCUCCUAGCGCAAUUCACUAUCGACAAAAAGGAAGAGUCUAAAGAAGAAGGCUCAAAGUCUGUUUCAGAUGGUGGCGAUAGAUUGUUGGAUCUACAUAAUGUUAAUCUUAUCAAUUGGUAUAGAGAUCAAACCAAUCUACUAAUAGUUGACUAUUUACUUAAAUCUAAUACUUAUUCUGGGACUAACAUUGGAAAUAAACUUUUAAGAUCAUUCCAACAAACAAACCUUUUGAAAUUGAUUGAUUACGACUUGCUAGAAAAUUUUAACAAAGUGUUUGUUUCCAUAAUUGAACAUCAUGAUUUAUCUUUGGUUGUUGCCUGGUUCAACGAGAAUAGAAAUGCAUUAAAAAAAGUGAACUCAAACCUUGAGUUUGAAAUUAACUAUUGCGAGUUUUUAUCCUUGAUUAAUAAGGGUCAAGUUAACGAAGCUAUAUACUUUUCAAGAGAAAAACUCUCACCUUAUGGUAAUAAAGGUAAUUAUUCCGAUGGUGAUUAUGAAAAACAUGAAAAGAAUCUAAAUAAAUUAAAGGAAAUUGGGGGGUUAUUAGUCUACAUGUCAAUAAACGAAGGAGUCAAUCCUAAGAAUGGUAAUGAGAGUACUCUUUUCUCUAGUGCCGUAAUGGCAAACACUCCAAGAUUUCAUGAAUACAAGCGCUUAUUGUCCAAUGAAAGAUGGGAAAGCCUAUCUAAAUGUUUUAUCGAAAACUUCAAUAAGAUCUAUGGUAUUUCCAAAACCUAUCCCCUUUUCGUUUACUUGUCUGCUGGUCUUUCAAGUUUGAAAACUAAAUCAUGUUAUUGCAAUUCAGAAAAUACUAUAUUUCAUAAUGAUGAUUAUGAAAAUAAUGUGGACUCAAAAGAGGAUAUAUACAAAAAGGAUUUGGCAGUUUUAACAGAUAAGAAAUUUAGAGGUCCAAAUCAAUAUUAUAGAUUACUUAAUAAGAUCAACAAUUGUCCAGUAUGCUCCCCAGAAUUAUUCACUUUGAGCAAGAACCUUCCUUAUGCUCAAUUAAUAACUCAUAUUUUUGAAAAACCUUAUAAAUUACCUAAUGGUAACAUUUAUCCUUUUGAUAAAUUAUUGAAGCCCUCAGAAAAGCACUUGUCGGAGAAAAAUACCUUGUUACGUAUGAAAAAGAUAAAAGACCCCUUAACAAGGGAAAUUUUUAUGAUUGAAGAUUGUAUCAGAGUAUAUCCAGCCUAA
Molecule: messenger RNA, 1585 nt
Organism: Hyphopichia burtonii NRRL Y-1933
Lineage: Eukaryota; Fungi; Ascomycota; Pichiomycetes; Serinales; Debaryomycetaceae
Product: glucose-induced degradation complex subunit
Exons: 1
Coding region: 89-1585 (498 amino acids)
Biological process (GO): proteasome-mediated ubiquitin-dependent protein catabolic process
Cellular component (GO): cytoplasm; GID complex; nucleus
Molecular function (GO): ubiquitin protein ligase activity
Source: RefSeq, a predicted model, not a curated record